This is a messenger RNA of Cylicocyclus nassatus, 1403 nucleotides long. Lineage: Eukaryota; Metazoa; Nematoda; Chromadorea; Rhabditida; Strongylidae. The record is from the annotation of a GenBank genome assembly.
AUCGUUUCUUUACCGGCUAAUUGUUUUUGACAGGUUCGUAAUUUUUAGAAGUUUCCCCAGUGGUAUGACUGACGUGGCAGCACCCCAUACCGCACAGGGACCUGAGAAUACUUCUGAUAGGGCUGUGAGUCGCAAGACUGCUGCUGCUCCUCCGGAACAGCAACGAAAUUCCAGGAAUCAAAUGUGGGAAAUCGACGAUUUUGAUAUUGGACGCCCACUGGGCAAAGGGAAAUUCGGAUCAGUUUUCGUCGCGAGGUCAAAAGAAGAAAAGAUCAUAGUUGCACUAAAGGUACUUUUCAAGGAGCAGAUUCGAAAACAUAAUGUCAUGCAUCAGGUCAAGCGAGAAAUUGAAAUCCAGUAUCAUUUACGCCACCCCAAUAUUCUACGCUUGAAAGGAUACUUUCAUGAUAAAGAGCGCGUUUACAUAAUUUUGGAAUACGCAGAUGGUGGUGAACUCUACAGUCGCAUGAAAAAGAAGGGAAGAUUGGAAGAACCUGAAGCUGCACGUUGUGUCCGCCAGCUAGCAGAUGCCUUGAGCUACUGCCAUUCUAAGCGAGUUAUACAUCGUGAUAUCAAGCCCGAAAAUAUACUGCUUGAUUCGAAAGGCAAUGUCAAGGUAGCUGAUUUUGGCUGGGCCGUAGUCUCUCCAAACUCUCGUAGACAGACUGUGUGUGGCACUCUAGAUUAUCUACCACCGGAAAUGAUCAGCGGGAAACCUCAUGAUCACACGGUGGAUAAUUGGGCAAUCGGAAUUUUACUCUUCGAAAUGCUUGUCGGAAAGCCUCCGUUCGAAUAUCCGGAGCAGAACCAAACUUUGCAAGCCAUAAUGAAUUGUAGAUACAUCAUACCUUCUUUUGUUAGCCCAGGACCAACCGACCUCAUUCGACGACUGGUAGUGAAGGAGCCAAGCAUGAGAUACUCCUUAACGCAAGUUCUGGCUCAUCCUUGGAUAAAAGAGAUGUCGCAGCAGCAUCACGCCCAUCAUUCUUCGAACAAUCACCCUCCAGCAAAUGCGUAACUUGGAAUAAUGUUAUCUUGGUAUUUUUAAUCUUGAUUGCUUUUGUGCACCUUACUAAGUUUACUUAACAUUCUUUCGGGUAGACGUUGUCUUUUCUUUGAGUACUACUUGUCAGUGAUUUUCAGCUCUGUUAUUUUCUCUAUGAAUAUCUUAUUUCAAGGUACUACCUAUUUUCUUUUGAGAUAUAUGACUAUUUUGUUUCUGCUCGCUGUGCACGUUCGUCCUGUAAAUCUUUCUUGCUCUGGAAGAUGAAUAUUGCAUCUACUGUUCUUUUGGAGCACCUUAAGCACUAGAGUGUGGGAGCGAUGUGGAUCUACGUUUCAAUUACAGUGCGAUGUGUAUCAUCCGCAUAGUUUUUACUUACUGUAGCCAUAUAACAUAUCAC